UUUUCAAACCGAGAGAAGGAAAGCGAGGGUGCGUCUCUGGAUUACCUCCAUCUGGGCGUGCGGCCUCAUUUUAGCCAUAAUCUCUUUGACUCUCUCCAAAAAGGCGCUUUUCUACAUGCUCUGCCGCCCGCACAUCGGGGGCAGCGGCGGCGAGGCCGACCAGCGCCACACGGAUCCGUUCGGGCCCUACGUGUUGGUGCCGGUGUGGGGACUCUCUUUGACCGUGAUCGUCGUCCACUACGUGCGGAUCUUCAAAGUUGUGAGGCAGCACCGGAAGAAAGUGUUCAACCGCGGGGUCCAGCUGAGGCCCACAGUGGCGGAGCAUGUGUGGGCCUGGCUGAGCGUCCCUUCUUCAGCACCUCGGACAGCUCCGCGGGGCUCCAGCAGGUCUCUGCCCCUCAGGCCGCUGCCUCUCCGCCGGACGAUGCUGCUGGUGGCCGAAGCGGGCGCUCCCUGUGCGGGCGUCGCCGCGGCCAGACCCCCGGAGAUCGUAGGGGCAGUUUGCCUCUUGACCCCCGGAGCCAAGGAGCGCGGCAAGAAACAGAUGGAGGGGAAGCUGGCCCAGCGCUUUGGGUACAUUAUCAUUGCGUUCACGCUUUUCUGGGUGCCCAUGGUGGUUAUUCUGCUCAUGAAUGUCAUCUCGUGGCCGGACAGAUUACAGAUGGAGCUGGAGACAUCAGCGGUGGUUCUGACCUUCGUACAGGCUGCAGUGGAUCCCCUCAUUUACACUUUUGUCACCAGGCAGUUUCGAACUGAACUCAGCAAGAUCUUGUCCUCCAUCCCAGGGUGUCCCCCAAAACCAUGAGGCUGAAGGUUCACUAUUUGGAUGUGAACAUGCAAGCCUUCACAAAGGACUGCACUUUGGGAGCUGAAUCUACCCUCUGAAGCUCAGUAUAUGUAGGAGCUGCUACCGUAUGAGUUAGUACAAGGCGGGUGAAGAAGACAGCCUCACAGAUUGUAUAUUUGUGGCAGAUAUAGAUGUUUUAUCAGGCGUUUCACAGUCGGGACACAAGACAAGGUCAUAAAUAAUAUCCAACACCUGACAAGAUACGCACAGCAGUAGUCUCAACAACGACAGGUGGCAUAGGAGGGCAAAGCAAAGAGUGAGAGGAAAAAACUGACUGAGCCCAGAAAAAAGACAAUCAAAGGAGAGUACAUAACAGAGAAAGAGAGAGACAAACACAACCACAGACCUGUUUUUGCUGUUUGUAAAUAAAAAUGCCAUCCUUUGACACUUUGAGCGGAAUAUAUGCUUACAUAAUAUUUCAAACCGUGUCAUUUUAAAGUGCAGCUUGACACAAAACAACCUGUUUUCAAAACAGGGAAGCAGGAAAUUAACCACGUUUAAUCACUGUCCUCAGCAACAAAAUACAGGGAGCCUCACCUCUGCCGUUACCUACGUCAUGCUCCUCUUGUAGACUUCAAUAGAUUCUAAAUGUCGGACUUUAUGCUGUAAAUACGAAGUCAGUGUCUUUAACCCCACUUUUUAAAACACACUUAAAAAGCUC
This is a messenger RNA of Acanthochromis polyacanthus (spiny chromis), 1508 nucleotides long. RefSeq lists its product as uncharacterized. The record is from RefSeq and is a predicted model, not a curated record. The transcript has 2 exons. Gene Ontology annotation, biological process: G protein-coupled receptor signaling pathway. Gene Ontology annotation, cellular component: membrane. Lineage: Eukaryota; Metazoa; Chordata; Actinopteri; Pomacentridae. Bases 116 to 805 code for a protein of 229 amino acids. Gene Ontology annotation, molecular function: G protein-coupled receptor activity.